Molecule: messenger RNA, 2417 nt
Organism: Cyclopterus lumpus (lumpfish)
Lineage: Eukaryota; Metazoa; Chordata; Actinopteri; Perciformes; Cyclopteridae
Gene: gucy1b1
Product: guanylate cyclase 1 soluble subunit beta 1
Exons: 13
Coding region: 102-1955 (617 amino acids)
Biological process (GO): cGMP biosynthetic process; response to oxygen levels
Cellular component (GO): guanylate cyclase complex, soluble
Molecular function (GO): heme binding; guanylate cyclase activity
Source: RefSeq, a predicted model, not a curated record
GGGUAAUGGACGCAGAUUCCCUCAGCAUCUGCAAGCCGUGAAGGUUGAGCAAUAUUCAACGGAUUUUGCUUAGAAAUAAGGAAAAUAGACCGGCUGUCAUCAUGUAUGGUUUUGUGAAUCACGCCUUGGAGCUCCUCGUUUUAAGGAAUUACGGUCCGGAAGUGUGGGAAGAUAUCAAGAGGGAGGCUCAGCUCGAUAUUGAGGGCCAGUUCCUUGUUAGAAUCAUAUAUGAAGAUGGCAAAACAUACGAUCUUGUUGCUGCUGCAAGUAAAGUUCUCAAGAUCGAUGCAGGAGACAUCUUGCAGAUGUUUGGGAAGAUGUUUUUUGAAUUUUGCCAAGAAUCAGGAUAUGACACCAUCUUGCGAGUGUUAGGAUCAAAUGUUCGUGAAUUCCUGCAGAAUUUGGAUGCUUUACAUGACCACCUGGGUACCAUUUAUCCUGGGAUGAGGGCUCCCUCAUUCCGCUGCACCGAUGCAGAGAAGGGGAACAAUCUCAUCCUUCACUACUACUCGGAGAGAGAAGGCCUGCAAGACAUUGUGAUUGGCAUCAUUAAAACUGUCGCUCAACAAAUCCAUGGGACAGAAAUCGAGAUGAAGAUGAUCCAACCAAAAAGCAAGGAGUGCGACCACAUCAAGUUUCUGAUCGAGGAGAAGGACUCGGAGGAAGAGGCUUUCUACGAGGACCUUGACGGCUUUGAGGAGAACGGCACGCAGGAGACCCGGAUCAGUCCGUACACGUUCUGCAAGGCCUUCCCGUUCCACCUGAUGUUCGACAAAGAUCUGAUGCUCACACAGUGUGGCAACGCCAUUUAUCGCGUCCUGCCUCAGCUCCAGCCUGGCACCUGUAGCCUCCCAUCAGUUUUUUCUUUGGUCCGCCCUCACAUUGACUUCAGCUUUCAUGGCAUUCUUUCCCACAUCAACACCGUCUUCGUUCUGCGCAGCAAGGAGGGCUUGCUGAAUGUGGAAACUGUAGAGAACGAGGAUGAGCUAACGGGGGUGGAAAUCAGCUGUCUGAGAUUGAAAGGACAGAUGAUUUACUUGCCAGAAGCGGAGAACAUCCUUUUUCUUUGCUCACCCAGUGUUAUGAACCUGGAUGAUCUUACACGAAGGGGUCUUUACCUGAGCGACAUCCCGCUACACGACGCCACUCGUGACCUGGUGCUGCUUGGGGAGCAGUUUCGUGAGGAGUACAAGCUGACCCAGGAGCUGGAGAUCUUGACAGAUCGUCUGCAGCACACACUCAGGGCCCUGGAGGACGAAAAGAAAAAGACAGACAGAUUGCUCUAUUCCGUUCUGCCGCCGUCUGUUGCCAACGAGCUGCGACACAAGCGGCCUGUCCCAGCAAAGCGCUACGACAACUUGACUAUCCUCUUCAGUGGCAUUGUGGGAUUCAAUGCCUUCUGCAGCAAGCACGCCUCGGCCGAGGGAGCCAUCAAGAUAGUCAACCUGCUCAAUGAUGUUUACACACGUUUUGACAUCUUGACAGACUCCCGGAACAACCCUUAUGUAUACAAGGUGGAAACCGUUGGUGAUAAGUAUAUGACAGUGAGCGGCCUUCCAGAGCCGUGCACGCACCACGCCAAGUCCAUCUGCCAUCUCGCUCUUGAUAUGUUGGAGAUUGCUGGACAAGUCAAAGUGGAUGAUCAACCAGUACAGAUUACUAUUGGGAUCCACACGGGAGAAGUGGUGACUGGAGUGAUUGGCCAGAGGAUGCCCAGAUUUUGCCUUUUUGGAAAUACGGUCAACCUCACAAGUCGUACAGAAACUACUGGCGAAAAGGGAAAAAUAAACGUCUCAGAAUAUACGUACCGGUGUUUGCAGUCGGCGGAGAACGCUGACCCUCAGUUUAAUUUGGAGUAUCGGGGCCCCGUCACCAUGAAAGGAAAGAAGGAACCGAUGAAGGUGUGGUUUCUGUCGAGGAAACCCACAGAGACACAGUCCUCCACAGUUAGUUAAAGCUUCGAUUCAACACUCAAACACCACAACUUUCAUCUAACAGAAGCUUCAGUACAUGCAUUUAUAAUUAACACACAUUCUGAGGCAGAGAUGAGAUGGAUCAGUUAAAAUACAAAAAUUAUAAUCUGUCCACAGACGUACAGAUAUAUAUAGAUAUAAUAUGACGAGCCUGUACCGUUGCUCUCCCAGCUUGUUUCUGCUUGACCAUGAUCUGUUGUGACCUCACUCUAUUUUUUUAGCGUAGACACAGUAGUGAAGUGUUUUAUAAAUGGUAAAAGUUAGUGAUAUUCAAGUUUGAUACAUUUUUGGACUAGGUACUCUCUCACAUUGUUAUUGUAUAUAAAAAUCAAAAAAGGUUUUGAUAAGCGAAACAUUUUCCAUCCAUCUUAAAUAUGUUUAGUUGCUCAUUUUGCCCAAUACUGUAUUUGUUCUUUAUUGAGAAUUUAUAAUCUUCACGCUCAC